AUGGGUGUUGUUUCCAUUCGAGUUUGCUACGAUCUGAAUGGACAAGCAAUAUGGGGAAGCAAAAAUGGAGGAAGUGGAGGAAUUAGAUUGGACAAGAUAGCUUUUGAUUAUCCAUCCGAAAUCUUGACUCACAUAACAGGAUAUUAUGGAUCAACAAUAUUAAGAGGGCCUACAGUUGUGAAAUCACUCACAUUUUACACCAACAAAAAGAAGUAUGGACCAUUUAGAGAUGAACAAGGGAUUUCUUUCUCCUCUGGAUCUAAUAAUGGAGUCAUUGUUGGAUUUCAUGGAAGAAAGGGGUUCAUCGAUAGCAUUGGAGUCCAUGUCCUAGAAGGAACAUUUUCAAUCUCUAGACCAAUACCUCGGCCUACUUAUGAGUCCAUUGAUACCAAUGAAGUUCAAGUAUACGAGGUAAUCCUUGGAGCGGCGAAGGAAGCAGCUCCACCAGUAUCAGGGCCAUGGGGCGGGGGUGGAGAUAAGCCCUGGGAUGAUGGAGUGUUCUCUGGGGUGUACAAAUUUUUCUUGACCAAAGGAGAAGCCAUAUAUUGUAUACAAAUCAAGAAUGACAUAAAUGGCCAAUCUGUUUGGUCAGUUAGGCAUGAAGGUGGUAGUGAAGGAAGCUCUAAUAUGAUAAAUAAGCAUAUCAAAUUUGACUACCUAAAUGAAAAGUACUAA
Molecule: messenger RNA, 675 nt
Organism: Populus trichocarpa (black cottonwood)
Lineage: Eukaryota; Viridiplantae; Streptophyta; Magnoliopsida; Malpighiales; Salicaceae
Product: jacalin-related lectin 3
Exons: 4
Coding region: 1-675 (224 amino acids)
Molecular function (GO): carbohydrate binding
Source: RefSeq, a predicted model, not a curated record